Messenger RNA from Mytilus californianus (California mussel), 3525 nucleotides. RefSeq names its product toll-like receptor 13. Gene Ontology annotation, biological process: immune response; toll-like receptor signaling pathway. Bases 4 to 2190 code for a protein of 728 amino acids. The record is from RefSeq and is a predicted model, not a curated record. Gene Ontology annotation, cellular component: membrane. NCBI's taxonomy places the organism in Eukaryota, Metazoa, Mollusca, Bivalvia, Mytilida, Mytilidae. Gene Ontology annotation, molecular function: transmembrane signaling receptor activity; protein binding. The transcript has 2 exons.
UGUAUGCGUUCAGCUGGAGUUGACUCGGAAUUUUCAAAGCAAUAUACUUGUAAAAAACAACUUCUGAUCUUAUCCAAUGCGAUGAUGGGCAGUUCAAAAAUAUCAGUUUUGGUUAUUAUCAUGUGCAUCGAAUGUUUAAUGUGUAAGAAAUGCCCAAACCAGGUAUGCACAUGUUACAACUCUAGUAAAUUAGCAAAAUGUUCGAGGCUUACAUACAUACCAACAUUUCCGGAUUAUAUCAAAUCUAUUCAUUUCCAAAACAAUAAAUUUCAUACUCUGACAAGACGUUUUCUUUCAAAUAUAACACGGUACUAUAUACAGUCGCUAUCUCUGGUUUCAAACUCAGUUCGUCAUAUUAAUGACGAUGCGUUUGUCGACUUAAAGUUUUUACACUCUUUAGAAAUAUCAAAAGAAAAAAGAUUGAAUAUCACAUAUUUCAAAAACGCAUUUAGUGGACGUGGGACAACAUUAGAAAAAAUUCGCCUAGAGGACAAUGGUUGGACAGUUAUUCCAGAUUAUGUUUUUACUUCUUCAGCACUAACAAACAUUACAGAAAUACAUCUUGGCAGAAACAGUUUUUCGAAUUUUUCAUUGAAAGGGAUAACCAGUCUCAAGAACUUGAAGACACUAGAUAUGUCAGAAGAUAAAAUAAUAAUAUUUAUCAUACCAACGAUCGUGAAUUUACGAAAAUUAAAUAUGAACAAUAACGAUAUUGUCCGACUUCCAAGCUUUUGCGUUAACAAUAGCGAUGCAAGUAAUGUUCCAAGACUUAGAUCAUUGCUGUUAAGCGAAAAUGCUUUAUCUAAUAUAGAUCCUAACACGUUCAGAUGUUUGCCGUCUCUAGAAACCCUGCAACUCAAUGGAAAUAGGUUGAAAGUUUUGUUGUCAUCGACGUUUGAUGCAAUGCACCAAUUGAAAAAAUUAUCCAUUGAAAAAAAUAGGUUUACAAAAAUAUACGGAAAAGCUUUUCAAAGCCUAUCCUUACACAGGCUGAAUAUUGGUUUUAAUAAUUUUCACUUUGAUCAUUUAACAGGAUUCGAUCUAGACAAUAUCUUUAGACAUACUCCUAAGCUGGAAUACCUUGACUUAACAAACAACUUUUUAACAUCAUCAAAAAAAUUACAUAGAAUGUUUAAUCCACUAGAAAAUCUUACCGAUUUGAAUCUGCACUCCACUCGUCUAACAUGGAUACCACAUAAAGUUUUCCAAUCACUGCGAUCGCUAAAACGGUUGACUCUGCAAGGAAAUUCUUUGUCCUCCUGGAAUGACAGGCUAUUUGAAACGAUGAAAAAUUUAAAGCACUUAAAUCUUCAAGGCAACUAUAUCAACCUUAUCAACGAAUCAUCGUUUCCAGACGGAAUGUUAAACAGACUUGAAACACUUGAUCUAUCAAAUAAUCAUUUUGCAUGUACAUGUCAUCUUAUGUGGUUUCGAAAUUGGCUCAGAUAUAAAAAUCAUAGUUUACCAAAACUCAUAAACUUUCCAGAUAAAUAUAAAUGUAUUUAUCCAGAAAAAAUGCAUGGAAUACUCUUAAAAGAUUAUAAUCCAACGAAGGAAAGUUGUACACCCUGGAACCCUUUAUUCACAAUUGCAAUUACUUUAGCAUCUUUCGCUGUCUUAUGUCUUGCUCUAUUACUAACUGCAUACAAAUGCCAUUCCAAUAUCAGAAACUACUGCUACUUGUUUCGACUGCACACACUUAAGCGCAAAGGCUAUAUUCAAUUAAAUAGCAGCGAAGACUACGAGUACCAUGCAUUUGUAGUAUAUUGUGAUGAAGAUAGGGAGUGGGUUCAUAAUAUUUUCUUACCAAAACUUGAAGACGAAGGUUUCAAACUUUGUAUCCAUUUCCGAGACUUUGAUGUUGGGGUCUCAAAAACUGAAAAUGUUGAUACUUAUCUAAAGAAAUGUUGGAAAAUUGUAGUUAUUAUGAGUAAUGAAUUUGCAAAGAGUGAAUGGUGUCAGUGGGAGUUAGAAUUUUCACAAGACCGCAGACGCAGGCAAGGAAGAAACGCUUUUCUACCAAUUAUGCUGAAAACCAUUAAUUCAAAUCACAUGAUAUGUCCAAUCAGAACAUUGCUGAAAACAACUCCAUAUGUAACAUAUCAAACUGGAGUAGGGGAAGAUUUAUUUUGGAAAGCUGUUAUUGAAGGCAUACAUAAACCUCUAGGCCAUCCACUGGUUGCAAUAUGAGAGACUGUGUUCUUUACAUUUCGAAAACGUCAAAUUUUUGUUUCGUUUUUUUAUGGUAAUUAUUCUCUUUAAAUUAGUGAAACGUUGUUCAUGUCUUUGGUAACUAAACAGUUUGAAGUCAUAAAUCUGCUUGAGGCUUGAAAUGUAAACAGAAUUUGUUUUUAAGUUUUUUUGUACGUUUCAAAAUGAAUUAAAUUUGACAAAAAAAAAAUAUUUUCAAUUAAAAGGUUGAGGUUUUUGUAUAGUAUUGAAAAAAAUUAUAUAUCCCCGUUGAAAAUACCCAAUAAUCUGCCGAGUAUGUAAUUAAAAAAACGCUAUUUCGUAUCACAUUGAAGGAUAGGCCGACUAAAUUAAUGCACUUUUCGUAUCAUUUACAUUUUUUCUUGAAAUGUCCUGUACCAAGUCAGGAAUAUGGCAGUUGUUAUUACAUAGUCCGUUUCUAUGUAUGUUGGCGUUUGUUUUUUUGUUUCUGUUGUUCCGUUUUGUUUCCUCUUAUAGUUGAUUGUUUCCCUCAGUUCUGGUUUGUGGGAUUUGUUUCAGUUAAAUCGAUUUAUGACUAUUGAACAGCGGUAUACUACUAUUGGCUUUAUUUACUAAUAUCAAAUUCUGUUUUGUGUGAUAAGUAAAGUAUAUCUUCUUGCGGAAACAGAAAGCAGAUUUUUCAAUAUUUUUGUUUUGUUGAACUUAUCAAGAAGAUGAAAAAAACUGCAUUUUUUACUGUGAAAGGAAACCUAAAACUAAAUGUCAUACAAAUACUAGAAUACUAUGGUAAACGCUUACAAUAUAUCCUAAACUAAUUGACCAGAUACGAUAUCUACCAGCAAAUUUAUGUCAGUUCUCACCAAUGGACAAGUGUCUAUGCUAUAUCUCAUGUGGUUUUAAUUUUCUGAUUCAAACUAGUUUUUUUUCCCGAUUCUAUUGAAACAUUUUAGACUAGCUAUUAAAUCCGUUCAAAAUGUAUACUGAUGCGACUGUUUCACUUACAUAUUUGUUUGUUUGUAUCUAAACAUAUGAUCUCCUUUAUUUUAAAAACAUGGUCUUUGAGCUUACUUGUACUUGCGUUUCAGUGAAUAAAAUGUUUUUUCGAUGUCAACAUUUCUUGCCAUUAUUUUUACGCAUCUUAAUUUGCGAGAGAAGUGUCAUGUACCUGAAAACAUGAAGCAUUUAGAGUAAAAUUUUGCGUCCGAUAGCCAGCAAUCUUUGUUUAAAUAAAAUUGAAAUGAUUGUUUUAACGUCGCUUCCUAUACUUCACAUUGAAUCUAAAGCCAACAUUCCGAUCGAAAGUUAAAAAAUAUGCUUGAUCUAAUGACACAACAAUUGAAUCAAAUCUUAUAU